GGGGGGGGGGCGGUGGAGUUUGUUGUUUCGCCAUAUCUGUAGCAUUUGCUCCAGUGGGUUAAAACUCCAAUAACUGUACUGUGUGUAUGUAGCAAAAAAGUGUUCAGAAUACUGUCAAUAUGUUCAUUACUGGUAAUUAUUUUUCUAACUGUAAACGAUUGUAUUAUCUCUCUUCUUUUCUCCCUUGUGUCAUUUUUUGUAUGUAUCUAAGCAAGGUCUUAGGAGGUUUACCUUGGGUACUUAAACUGUAGUGCUGGCAUGAGAAGUAAUCAAAGGUGUUGACACAAGGCCUGUUCUUCCUUUAAUUCUCAACGUGCUAACUAUGCUGUAGUGCCGGUAGGAGAAGCAAUAAAAGAUGUUGACAAUUAUUUUUCCCUGCUACUGUAUUCUGUCUUCAUCUUCUUCUUUUUUUUUUUUUUUUUUUUUUUUUGGUUCCUACCAAUUCCAUAUAUAUUCAUGAUUUACAAGAAAGUAAAUUCAUUACGAGCAUAUUUUAGCUUCUCUCUUUGCUGAUCUCGACAUUCAUGUUUGGAAUUAAUAAACAUUUCCUUCUGAUCCUGACUGUUAGCAUAUUUCAGAAGUUAGAACUAAUUUUUUCAUUCAUAUUCUUGGUUUUUGUAAUUCUAGACUUUCAUCGAUUCUGUAAUUUAGUUCUAAAUUUUGUAUCUUCAUUAACAACAGGAUGACUUUUGUUCAGGGCAUUGAAAGUAGUUUUGAAAAGUGUAGCUCGAUUGUCUUAAAAGAUGAAAAAAUUCCUUUAUUGGCUCACAAGAGAGCCUCUUUUGGUAGUUCUGUAUUUAAUUUGUCAUGCACCAUUGUGGGUGCUGGAAUCAUGAGCUUACCUGCUGCUAUCAAAGUAUUAGGUGUUAUUCCUGGUUUUAUUUUGAUUAUAAUUGUUGGAUUUUUGACUGAGGCCUCAAUUGAGUUCUUAAUUCGGUUCAGCGAUGCAUCUUGUUCAUUUUCUUAUUCUUCUGUCAUGGAAGAUGCAUUUGGUAAAAUUGGCAAGUUCUUAGUGCAGCUUUGUGUUGUUAUCAACAAUAUCGGCACUUGCAUCAUAUAUUUGAUCAUAAUCGAGGAUGUGCUCUCUGGAUCAACUGCUUCAAGUGGGGUUCAUCACCCGGGUGUACUAGAAGAUGGGUUAGGACAACAAUGGUGGACAGGGCGUGCAUUUGUGCUGUUCGUCCUAACUCUAUUUGCAUUCAUGCCUUUGAUAUGGUGUAAGCGCAUAGAUUCAUUAAGAUACACUUCAGCUGUAGCAGUUGCACUUGCAGUGCUCUUUAUAGUCGUCGUCAUUGCAAUCACAGCUUUCAAGCUAGGAAAGGGAACUAUACAAGAGCCUGCAUGGUUUCCGCUAAUCAACAGCUUUGAAUCGUUUUGGAAUCUCUUCACUGCUGUACCUGUUCUUGUUUGUGCAUACCUUUGCCACUUCAAUGUUCAUCCGAUUCAAAAUGAACUGAAAGAUCCAUGCCAGAUGCAAGCAGUAGUUAGGACUUCCCUUUCACUCUCUGGAAUAGUGUACCUUCUAACAGGCUUAUUUGGGUUCUUGCUCUUUGCAAACUCCACCGCUUCCGAUAUUCUCUCCAACUUUGACACUGACCUUGGCGUUCCCUACAGUUCGUUGCUGAACAACAUCGUCCGUGUUAGCUAUGCGGGUCAUAUCAUACUUGUCUUCCCUGUUAUAUUCUAUUCCCUUAGACUAAAUUUUGAUGGCCUAAUGUUUCGUCAUGCAAGGCCCCUGGCGACAGAUAAUUGGAGAUUUACGUUUGUCACGUUGACAUUGAUGUCUGUGAUCUUGUAUGUAGCUAUAUUCAUCCCUAGUAUCUGGCAGGCCUUUGAAUUUACUGGAGCCUCAUCUGGAUCUUUGCUCCUAUUUAUAUUUCCUGCUUCCAUCGUCCUCAAGGACCGUCAUGGAAUAGCAACGACGAAGGACACAAUCUUAGCAGUCUUCUUGAUCUUUGUUGCUGUGUUAGCAGAUGUGAUUGCCAUUUACAGCAAUGUGAGAUCUUUGAUUCCAAAGCCUUCAUGA
Molecule: messenger RNA, 2026 nt
Organism: Chenopodium quinoa (quinoa)
Lineage: Eukaryota; Viridiplantae; Streptophyta; Magnoliopsida; Caryophyllales; Amaranthaceae
Product: amino acid transporter AVT6A-like
Exons: 5
Coding region: 683-2026 (447 amino acids)
Biological process (GO): amino acid transmembrane transport
Molecular function (GO): amino acid transmembrane transporter activity
Source: RefSeq, a predicted model, not a curated record